Molecule: messenger RNA, 3530 nt
Organism: Hippoglossus stenolepis (Pacific halibut)
Lineage: Eukaryota; Metazoa; Chordata; Actinopteri; Pleuronectiformes; Pleuronectidae
Product: BEN domain-containing protein 4
Exons: 6
Coding region: 295-1947 (550 amino acids)
Molecular function (GO): DNA binding
Source: RefSeq, a predicted model, not a curated record
UUUUUUCUCCAGUCGGAUGUCUGAGCGGCUGAAGCCCCUGUUGUUCUCUGGAUGCGGGCUGCGAAGGAGGCAGGUCCCUGAGUCCCGCUGGAGGAGGCUCAGUGUCGGAGCAGCCGGGUGGGGAUUGGAGCGGCGCCGCGUCAGUAUCUGGAUCAGCCUCCGCCUCCUGCGCGCGGUGUGUGCGAGUGGAAAGUGAUCCAGACGGUGACGGAGCUUCCCCUCCCGCUCCUCAGCUGCCCGUCACACCGGCACCGCGAGACACCCGAGCCCCGCAGCCGCGCACCUGUGCCCGGGAUGGAGGGAGAGAUGCAGCCCGCGGACGAGGGGCCCUGCGCGCCCAAGAUGUGCCGCCAGGAGCGGGGUCCGUACAGCAGCCUGAAGCCCUUCCAGAGCAAGCGCUCGGCGGGCAAGUCGCGCUUUGACAGGUCGGCUGCGGUGGUGGAGGUGCCUCUGUUUGGCGACGGACAUCACUUCACUUUUCACCCCGAGCAGCCUCAUCAUUUCCAGGCGCACCACAACCACCUCAACCACCAGCAGCACCAGCAGCGUGUGCAGCCGCUCCACCAGACCCCCGUCGCCAUCAGCAGCAGCAGCAGCAUCCAGCAGCAGCAGCAGCAGCAUCAUCACCCGAUGCCCCAGCAGCAGCAGCAGCAGCAUCAGCAGCAGCAUCGCUUCCCAUGUGAGAGCAGGCCCAGCAGCAGGGUCCCCACAUCCACAGCCCCUCUCGGUGCGCAACAGCGGCGCGUCGGCGGAGCGGAGCCCAGAUUGUCUCCAGACUGCAGCUACAGCAUCAGUUCAGAAAACCGUCUCAUCUUGGAUGCCUUCGCUCAGCAGUGCAGCCGAGUCCUCAGCCUCCUCAACAACGGUCGUCUCCUGGAGCCUUCGUCCUCCUUCGGCUCCAACAUCAAGCUGGAGGACGCUCAGGGGCUUCACUGCUCCUCACUGGGGAAGCCCAAACCCGAAGAAAGCUCGUCGACCACGGACCCAGAAGAGGAGGCUCAACAAAGCCAUCUGAACCAACAACAGACCUCUGCUGUUCUCCGCAUCUUCACAGACUCCCUCCAGAGCUAUCUCCUCUCAGGGCCUCAGCAGCAGCAGCAUCCGGCUGCAGGUCUGGAGGACGAGCGGUGUCCGGCGGCAGAGCCCGGUUCAGGGGUCUCUCCUCAGAGACACACCCUGGGAGGCUGGGGCUCGCCCACUCCGUCGGAGUCGUACGGCCACCCGUCGUCCACGCUGCCCGAGGAGGAAGAGGAGGAGGAGAACUGCUGUCCACGCUGCCUGGAGCUGGAGCAGGAGGUUUUGUCUCUGCAGCAGGAGAACGAGGAGCUCCGCAACAAGCUGGAGAACAUUCCAGUUCCCUGUCAAAAUGUUCUCGACUACUUCAAGACUGUUCUGGAGUUUCACAACCAGCUGAUCCAGCCGCUGCCGGAGGAGCAGCUCACAGAGGAAGAAGAACGGCAAACGGUCUUUGAGGGCAGUAAACAGCUCCUGGAGAACUACCCUCUGUUCAUCACUAACAAGCAGUGGGAUGAAGCCGUCAACUCCUCCAAGAAAGAUGGCCGCCGGCUGCUGCGCUACCUGAUACGCUACGUCUUCACCACGGACGAGCUGAAGUUCUCCUGUGGUCUGGGGAAGAGGAAGCGUUCAGUCCACUCAGGGGAGCCGGGCCUGGAGAGACGACCGCUCAACCCCGUCAAAGUCAGCUGCCUCAGAGAGUUCAUCCGAAUGCACUGUGCCUCAAACCCGGACUGGUGGAUGCCGUCAGAGGAGCAGAUCAACAAAGUGUUCAGUGACGCCGUCGGCCACGCUCGCCAGGGCCGGGCCGUCGGCACGUUCCUCGGCAGCAGCGGCAGCAGCACCAGCAGCCUCUACAUGGACAGCUUUGAAGGACACCUGUCGCAGGACGAACUGUAUUUAAAAGGCUGCCAGAACGGCCAAUCAGAUUGAAGGUGAACGGGAGGAGCGAAAAGACAAAAUGGCAGAGAUGUAGCUGUACGACAACACAUAUCCCACAACACUGACCUUAUCCUGUCACUUUACACAGUGAAGAAAACAUUCCAGAAGUUUCUCAUACAGAAAAUAACGACUUUCCUCUUUUCAAAUAGUUUUCUAGCUUUUUGCCAUUUUUAUACCUAAACUUUUGUUUAGUGAAAAUCUGACUCUUGAGGUGCAUUUUAAAUUGAACAGAUUUUUAGUCUUCCAUUUACUGCUUUGUCUAUGGUUUGAAUUUUGAGCAGUUGUGUGACUUUCAAUGGGAAAUCUCUGUUUAUUUCAUUUGGAGGGAGUGGAGGUUGUUUUGCGCACACAGGUUGUUUAAUUUUUCAGGAAGCUGUUUGUGUUAAGACUCGUUACGUCCCUCAGUGACAUUUCACCCUCCAUCACCUCCGUCAUGGUAAGUAGCAUUUAAUACUUUCACGCAAACUUCUGCGUCAUCUGCGAAGCACUUUUACUUUACCCCUCUACAGGAGUGCCUCUGAGAAAGUUCUGUUCUGUUGCCUGUAGUUUUGCACUUUGCAUCCACAUGUUUGUCUUCAUUUGAGCCACUUCUGACAUGUACAAGUUUAUUUCUAAAACAGAAAAAUGCAGUAUUUUACGAAUGCAAUUUCCCCUGGGCUGAAAAAAACUUCCUACGACUGUACAAUGUUUUUUAUUUGCUUUCCAGAAUAACUUCACACAAAAGUUUUAUAAUUUGCUUCUGAGAAUUCCUCCCUUCUGCAAAGGCAUCACGACGUCUGCUGAAUCAGUUUGUGUUUGUAAGUGAUGUAACGCUGAUAUUUGCUCCUUAUUAUGAUCAACUUCUUAUUCGUUAAAUUAGAUGAAGAAAACUGUUGAAAACCAAAAGAAAAAACAAAACUUUAUUGCUUUAUUUAUCAUUUACAUCGGGACACACUAAGGUUUGAAGGAAUACAACUGAAGUCUGAGCAGAAUUUACUAUAUUUUAGAAACACUCCCUUCUUACCUUGUUGCAGCGCCCUGAUAAAACUCGGGAUUGUCGAACGUUAAAUUUUGGUUUAAAGCAGCUGCCAUAUUAAUAAUGCUCUAAACCUCCACAAACAACAAAAAACAUCCACGUCUGAACGAUUACAUGUUGAAAAACUGAGCACCUCUUUCUUCCUGAUGCUCUCAUUUGCACUUUUAUGCGUCUCAUUGUCCAUGAGCAGAAUUGUAGCAUUUCAUUUGUUUCUUUACGUUCAUUUUUAGUUUUCUCCCUCAGUAACAUUGUUUUCUACGUUUUGAAUGUAGCUGAUUUCUCGGGUCAGUUUGCCACGUUGACAGUGCUGUGUACAAUGUGUAUUAUAAAGUACAGUUCUUGUGUGAGGUGUCUCUCUCUCUCUUUAAUAAGCCAAGUAGAAAAGUGCCACAGAAACCUUAAAGCAGUUGGAUUCUGUUGUUGUGUUGCUGUGCUGAAUGUGAGCGUUUCUUUGUAUUUACUCCUCAAAGUUUAACAACACUGUGAAACAUCAUUUUUACAGAUAUGAUACUUUGUUUUUUUUAUUUAUGAUAAAUAAAAUGAAUUAUGAAGCUGGAAA